UUUUAUAUAUUUUGCGUCUUCUUAUAUAUUUCUUAAAACUACAACCCACCAUUAUAGGACAAAAAUUCAAAACAAAGUCCAAUAUCAGCUGCGGAGUGGAAUUGUCAAAAACGAAGAUACCAAAUAUCGUUUUCACUUUGUUUUUUGUUAUGUGAUGCGACUAAAUUGGUCGAGCUUAUUUGCAUUUUGGUUUUGUAAGCAAGUUUUUGAAAUUAAUUGUAGUUGCGACAAAGUAUUGGUUUUGCAAUGAGUUUCUUUAAAUGUAUUUUCGGGCCAAAAUUAUAUUUAGAAUAUGGAUCCAGUCCUGCUCAGAAAAUGUAUGAACCAGUUGGAUUGGAAAAAUUUGGGGAACAAAUUUUGUAUACGCUAUCGCUUAUGUGGAAUUUAAGUUAUUACACAUCUCCGUUAAUAGUCACAUUUCUGUAUAGAAGAGGAUAUUUUGUUACUGACUCAAUUUCGUCAAUGGCAAAAUUUACUACAAGUAUUGGGCUAAUAGUAAUUAUAUCUCUUUGUAUGCGUGGAAUUGGCCGCUCGCAAAAUCGAUCAUAUGUUAAAUUAAUUAAAGCUCUGGAAACACAGAAAAGCAAUGUAACUAACGACGAAAAAAAAAGAGCUUUGAGGCGCUUCGAUUUUGAUUUUCGUGCAUGGGACGUCGAUUUUGACGUCAACAGUUUACAAAGUGAUAACAAAAAACCUGGUACACCAGGUAGUAGCCGUGAUAAACGGUCUUUCCAAUUGGCCACACUACCUUGUGAAUUGGUUGCUUACGCAGCAAUGCAUACAUUUGGUAUCCGAAUGAUAUAUCCUGGUUCAGUAAAAUUAUUACAGAAUUAUAUGCGACCAAUGUUAGUUGCAGGACGUGCUAAGUUAAUUGAAGAACAAAAUGCAACUCGUUAUAAAAUUAAAACUGUUGACAGUAAUGAAAUUGAUAGCAUUUUUGUUGACAAACGCGGAAGGGGCAGCAAUGGGAAUACUCUUGUUAUAUGCUCAGAAGGUAAUGCUGGUUUUUAUGAAAUUGGAAUUAUGGGCACUCCAAUAGCACUUAAAUAUUCAGUACUUGGUUGGAAUCAUCCUGGAUUUGAAGGCAGCACUGGGCAACCUUAUCCAGAUCAGGAUAAAAACGCAAUUGAUAGUGUUAUACAAUUUGCUAUAAAUAAGCUAGGAUUUCAAGUUGACGAUAUUGUGUUGUAUGGUUGGAGUAUUGGUGGUUAUAGUACUCUGUGGGCUGCAUCGUGUUAUCCAGAUGUUAAGGGUGUGAUAAUUGAUGCUUCAUUUGAUGACGUUCUUUAUUUAGCACAACCACGCAUGCCUGCUAGUUUGGCUGGAAUUGUACGAAUUGCCAUACGAAACUAUUGCAAUUUAAAUAAUACCGAACUAUUACCUAAUUAUAAUGGUCCUAUUUUAUUUAUACGCCGCACUGAGGAUGAAAUAAUAGCAGAGGAUAACCAAAUACAUACAAAUCGUGGUAACUUUUUAACCCUUGCUUUACUGAAAUAUAGAUAUCCAAACAUAUAUAAAGCUGAGCAAUUAAAUCGAAUGAAGAAAAUACUUUCCAAGCCUAUAGAAGCUAAUGCGAAUAACGACGAUGACGAUUUGUGUAUGUCACGUCUAAUUACGUUCGCCUCAGACCAGGGAAAAUCAUUUCCAAUGGAAAUUGGUGAAGAUUAUACCGAUAUUACUCGAAACAUAAUGGCUGAAUUUUUAUUGCGUAAACAUUUUCGUGAUUACAAAUCAACACAUUGCACACCAUUACCGACGGAUUUCUUCAACAUUCCUUGGGAUAUACCAAUCGAACAUGGAUUCGUGUUCACUUAAAAUGUUUUAAUUUAAGAGUU
Molecule: messenger RNA, 1835 nt
Organism: Teleopsis dalmanni
Lineage: Eukaryota; Metazoa; Arthropoda; Insecta; Diptera; Diopsidae
Product: phosphatidylserine lipase ABHD16A
Exons: 8
Coding region: 247-1815 (522 amino acids)
Biological process (GO): phosphatidylserine catabolic process; monoacylglycerol catabolic process
Cellular component (GO): endomembrane system
Molecular function (GO): monoacylglycerol lipase activity; glycerophospholipase activity
Source: RefSeq, a predicted model, not a curated record